GCAGUAGGUGUGUCAGUAUCACUUUCAUGUGUUCUUCCAGGAAGUGGACUUUUUUUCUGUGUCGAUGUCAAUUGUAACGCCAGCGCCUGCACAAAAAGCGUCGAUGGUAAACUUUUCUUGUCUGCUGCCAUGUCGGAGACUUUGGACCGGUCCACGAAGAUCAACCUGAUCAGGGAGCCGGUGGUGAGGAGGCUCUGCGAGGUGCUGGACAGAUCCAGCAGCAGGGGAUGGCGAAAACUUGGAGACAUAGUCGGCAGUGACCGACGCUUCAAAGUCAGCUCGGACGACAUGGACGAGUGCUCUCUGAAGGUGCUGCAGGUGGAGGGCAGCCCGAGCCGCAUGCUGCUGAGGCUGAUGGGAGAGCGAGGCUGCACCAUGGGUCACCUGGUUGACUACCUGCAAACUCUGGGCAACUCGGAAGCCCUGCAGUGCCUGAAACCACCAGCCUUGCAGAUCUUCAUUCAGCCACAGUCUGUAGCUCUGAUAUCUGGCCACAACCUGCGGCUCAGCUGCCACGCCGUGGGAAAAUCUCCAGUACAGUACCAGUGGUUCAAGACCAAGGAAGAGGUGCCGAACGGCCACUCUCCAGACCUGGUGAUAAGUCCAGUCCAGCUGAAGGACGCCGGCUUUUACAUCUGCAGGGUCAACUGUGGAGAUGCUUUAGAAUUCAGCCAGUGGGCUCAGGUGGACGUCCUGAAUGUCAACAUGUUUUGCGGGCAGAGCUAUCAUUCCUUAGAAGGUCGGCUGAAGUUGGUGAUCCAGCCACAAUCGCAGCGGCUAAAUGUUGGGGAAAACCUGCAGCUGGAGUGUGGAGCGGUGGGACGCCCGAUCCCUCGAUACCAGUGGCACAGAAAUGGAGUCCCGAUCCCCAGUGCCACAAAGAGGAAACUCAUGAUUCUUCACGUGAUGCAGGAUCAGCACGGCAGGUAUCGCUGCGAGAUCAGCAGCAGCACCGAGCGACUGUGGACCAAUGAAGUUGACGUCGUGAUCGGUAUGUUGCGCUCCAGUGCUUUUUUUCUGCAACACUGUUAUUGCAGCUCAGUAAAACCAGCUGUCUUGUCAUUACGUGUGAGUGAUUAUUUGCUCUGCUCUUGGCUGAAAGCACCGAGGAUAUCUGUCCAGAUUUCAGGGGCAAUGGAGUGCUCUGAAGAUGAUGUUUACGCCAUCGGGGGAGGUUUAGGUUCCAGUGAAUUUUUCCUCAACAGUAUUCCAGAACAACUUUAUGCGACUGACAAAGUGGCCCUGCUGAUCGGCAAUCUAUCGUACCAGAACCACCCGCAGCUCAAAGCUCCCAUGGUGGACGUGUACGAACUCACCAACCUCCUGCGGCAGCUCAACUUCCAGGUGGUUUCGCUGCUGGACCUCACGGAGUCCGAGAUGAGGAACGCCGUUGAUGAGUUCCUGUUGCUGCUUCACAAGGGAGUCUACGGUCUGCUGUACUACGCUGGUCAUGGAUAUGAGAACUAUGGCAACAGUUUCAUGGUGCCGGUGGACGCACCAAAUCCGUACCGCUCAGCCAACUGCUUGUGUGUGCAGAGCAUCCUUAAACUGAUGCAGGAGAAGGAGACGGGCCUCAAUGUGUUUCUGCUGGACAUGUGCAGGAAGAGGAAUAUCCAUGAUGACAGCACUCCAAACAUUGUCCUGAGGGUAACAGCCAACAUCGUCUUUGGAUAUGCUACGUGCCAAGAUGCCGAGGCCUUUGAGCUGAGCUCCAGUGGCUUCACCAACGGUGUGUUUAUCAAGUUUCUGAAGAAGCGACUUCUUGACGAUGAGAAGAUCACCGUGGUGCUGGACAAAGUCGCAGAGGACAUGGGUCAGUUUGAUGCUACAAAGGGGAAGCAGGCCCUGGAGAUCCGCAGUAGUCUGUCAGAGAGGAGAGCUCUGACGGAUCCUAUUCUGCCCGGCGACAGCGCUGAUCUAGCUCACGCUCACAGCCGCCAGUGGGCAAAGGCUCACGAGCUUCCUGAGAGCAUGUGUCUCAACUUUGACUGUGGGGCUCAGAUCAAGUUGGGCUUCGCUGCAGAGUUUUCCAACGUGCUCGUCAUUUACACGCACAUCGUUAAAAAGCCAGAGGACAUGUCCUUCUGCCAGGCUCAUGUCACCGACUUCUCACAGGAUCUUGAUGUUGAUCCUAAAGAGAUGAACAGGGAGACACCAGAGGAGACGGGGAUCUACUUCCUGUCCAGCAGCCUGCCGCAGCACUGUCUUUACACCAGAGUCAGCUCACUGCAGAAACUCAGGGAGGAGCUGGUCUUCACUGUGUGCCUUCAGGGCACCUUCAGGUCUAUGGAUGACGAUCCCGUCCACUGGUCCAAAAGCAUCAACAUCGGCAAGCCGCUGAUCGCAAGGCUGGACCUGCACCGGGCCAUGAGGCGUAACAGCUGCCUGCAGACGUGCCUGAUGCCCCACAGCCCGUCCCACAGCCCCUGUCACAGCCCCGGGCCUGAACACCGCCUCCACCUCCAUCACGGGCUGCACCAAGCCCAGGACUACAGCCGCCUGUCGCCACAGCACCACUAUCUGGACACGUUCGAGCGUCUGCAGGGUGCCGUGGGAGGCUGUGGGGAUUCCUAUUAUGACAACCUCAGCCAGCCUCGCUGUGAAGAUGCGUACGACUCGGCCGGAGGGCUUUCGAGCUCACCGGGCAGGCACAGCAUCCCGAUAGAGGCCACUGAGGACAUCGCCGAGCUACAGACUGUGUUCAUCAACAGUCUGCAGCUUCAGCAGCAGUAAAGCUCUGCUGGGUGUCAUUAAUACCUCUCAAAAGAGAAGCAUUCAGUGUCUAAUGUUGUAUCUGAAAUACUGCUGCUCUUUCUGUCACAUGUUGUGGUUUGGGGAAGAAAUUUUAAUCAGACGAGAAAGAUCUUCACUGACUGAUUUAUUUUUUAUGCCUAAACAAUCUAUAUAAACAAACCGCCUUCGUUUUCAUGUCUAAUUAACUGAAUGAGCAAACACUUUAAGGGUCCUUAAAGGACAACACACUUUCAUACUGUUUUAUGUUGUUUAUAUGUGGUGGACCCUGCCACCUUUCAGCUUCAAACAGUUUUCUGUUCCCCCGAACAGCUUGUUUAUUCAGUUAUAGAAAUGAUACAUAGUUCUGAGUUAGUAUCAUUACCUCAUUAAUACUGUAUAUUUUAAAAUUCUGAGUUUGACUUUCUUCUCCAAAACUACACAGUGCCCCUUUAACAAGAUUUUUUUAGAACAUCAUAUUCUGCAUUUAGUAGCAUUAUUUGUCUCAACAAGCUGUAUACUGACUUUUUUACUUGAUUUUUUUUUUUUUUUUUUUUAGAGUUUUUAAAAUAAAUAUUUGAAGAAUGAAAAAGCGCUUUUCAUUAAACUGCCAUAUUUGCAUCAUAAGGUCUAAUUGCUGCAAGCAUGUUUUGCAGAGGCAUCAUUUUUUAAAAAUAAAUCUGACUUUUGACGCACAAAAAAGCAAAGAAACUGGACGGUGAGAAACUUUUUUUUAAAGCCACAAUUGUACUCGUUUGACUAAAUUCAAAAGUGUGAGCCAAACAACGACAAAUUAAAGGAGGAUUAGGAUGUAAAAGUAGGAAGCAAUCUGCUCUUUAAAAGAAUCAUAAAUAUUUGUUCCUGUUAGUUGUGUACAUUUGCAAGAGCUCCCCCUGCUGUAUAGUUUUUACAGAUUUUAAAACGCAAUUUACCAGAGGAGAGAAACUCAUGGUUAAAUACUCUGAUCAUAGACAAUCAAUCAGAUUAAAAACCUCAACCCACUGAGAAAUUGUCCAUAGAUCUAUUAUUAUUCUAGCUGUCUCCUCAGGAUGGCAGCGGAAGGUCUCUUUAUUAUGUCUCCGGACCUGCUGCUUGCAGUGACCAGUGUCAUCAGCUCCUCUUAUAUCCUUGUUUGGCAGAGGUUCGUUCACUCCUCAGUGAAGCGUUGAACUUUCCAAAAGAGUUCCACUGUCACAGCGAACCCGCCUGCUGGGGUUUAACUCAGUGUUGGCUUUAUUAUCCUCCACAGGUCCAUGCUGCUACUUUUGGAUGAUGAUGAUGAUGGUGAUAAACCACAGACACAGAGGCGACACAGUCCGCUGCACAAUUGAUUGAAAGUUUUUGAAAAUGCAAAUGACUAGACAUGGAUCAUUGAAUGUGUGAAAAUUUCUUCUCUCUUUUUAAUUGUUGUCGCUGAGCUUCUGUAAAGCCUGCUGGUACUCUUUCUAAAAAUUCUGUUGUAACAGUAAAUCGUGUCUUAAAUUAUCCCAUGUUCAGUUCUUGAAAUUGAGGAAAUGGGCCUGAAAAGUCCUUGGAUUUGAAAUGAGUAUGAACCACUGUGCAGCCCCACGUCCUACUUUCCCCUGAUCUUACAUAAGAAACCAGGAGUCCUGUGGCAGGAUGUCCCACACAGAGACAGAGACAGCAAACUGCAGAAAACAGGAGAGGACAAAACUGGUUCAACUCUUUACCCUUUGUUGAGAAAUGCUGGAGGAAGGAGAAAAGAAAAGAAAAUAAUUUUAAAGACAAUAACAAAAUGUACUUAUGUGGAGAGAAAGGAGAACAAAUGAGGUACAGAAACAUAAUGAGCACUAGAGAAGAAAUGCAUUACUUAUUUUUUAUGAAUGCAUCCGAGGAUUGUGUGAGACUGUGUGUGCUCAUGUGGCAAUCAUUGGAGCAUUUUGAACAUGUUUGCCUGCGCAUCCACACAUGAGGUUGUUUAGCUCCAAAUAUUAUUCAUGGGGCUGUCUCCAGAGCUGCCACUCAAGCGAAAGGACACCUAACGGAGUUACUCAAGCAAAUGUGGGAAGACUCUUUGCUGUAAUCUGCUCAAGUGAAAUUUACACUUGUAGAACGCUAUCUGUAAUCCACUUAAAAGAUAACAUCUGGUUGAAGAUUAUGUCCAAUAAAGCAGUGUUGAAGAGGGGAGUCAAUUACACCAACAGUAUUAGACUGGAAAACAUGCCACUCUGUGAAAAAACAAUUGUCUGUAAACAUUUAUAUCACUGAAAUGCUACUUUCUAGGUCACUGUAUCUUGUGUAGUUUAUUAAUAAGAUAUUACUGACUAAAAAUGGACAAAUAUGCCGAGUAAAAUUGU
Messenger RNA from Acanthopagrus latus (yellowfin seabream), 5048 nucleotides. RefSeq names its product MALT paracaspase 1 (gene malt1). Bases 130 to 2733 code for a protein of 867 amino acids. Gene Ontology annotation, biological process: proteolysis. The transcript is spliced from 16 exons. NCBI's taxonomy places the organism in Eukaryota, Metazoa, Chordata, Actinopteri, Spariformes, Sparidae. The record is from RefSeq and is a predicted model, not a curated record. Gene Ontology annotation, molecular function: cysteine-type endopeptidase activity.